CCUCUGACGUCACCAGCACCAGAAAAAACCAAAGGGACUGAGAGGAGGUAGAACAGGGGAGAGAGAAAGAGUGAUUGGGAGAAAAAAAAAAAAUCUGGAGGAGUUGAGUACUUUAAAGGACAAAUGUAAGUCGUGGACGGCUGUAGAGUUAUACGUUUUUUUUUCUUUUUUAACCUUUUAGUUUAUUUAGAAGUUUGUAGCAGCAACCGCCUCGUUGGCCUCCUAACCACCCCGAAGCACUCACUCCAGCACCCGAGAGAGAUAAAAGAACAGAAGAAAAGAUGGUGUCGUGGAUGAUCUCCAGAGCAAUAGUGCUACUUUUUGGAACCUUAUACCCUGCAUACUCUUCCUACAAAGCUGUGAAAACAAAGAAUGUUAAAGAAUAUGUUCGCUGGAUGAUGUAUUGGAUUGUCUUCGCUCUCUACACCGUACUUGAAACAAUCACAGACCUCACAGUAUCUUGGUUUCCACUCUACUACGAGCUGAAGAUUGCAUUUGUAAUUUGGCUGUUGUCUCCGUACACCAGAGGAGCCAGCCUUCUCUAUAGGAAAUUCCUGCAUCCUCUUCUUUCUUCCAGAGAAAGGGAGAUUGAUGACUACAUUGUUCAGGCCAGAGAACGUAGUUAUGAGACCAUGGUAAAGUUCGGCAAGCAGGGAUUAAAUAUAGCAGCAACAGCAGCUGUUACUGCAGCUGUUAAGGGCCAGGGUGCUCUUACAGAUCGCCUGCGAAGCUUCAGUAUGCAUGAUUUGACAGCCAUACAGGGGGAUGAACCAAUGCAGCGGCCUUUCCCAGGCUUACCUGAACCCAGAAAGAAAACCAAAAUCUCAAACUUCGAGGCUUCUGACUAUGACUACAGGUUCAACCAGGACACUGGAGAGGAAAUAAGUGAUGAAGAGAUUGAAGGGGCUUGCUCGGAGGAUGAAGCAUUGGCACAGAGAGGUGUCCGGAGAUCCCAGAGUGUAAAAAUGACAAGAUUAAGAGCUCGCAAAGAUAUACGGUAUGGAUCUCUGAAGAUAAAAAAAGGAAAAAGACCCGUCUUGAAUUCAGUGAAUUAUGAACAAUAAAAUUUGCUCUACCUUUUCCUGGACCUCACUACUGAUUUAAGCACACAUUUGUUUGGAGAAGUCCUUUUUUAAAUUUUUUUUUUUUUUUGGUGGAGGGUCAGUUGCUGCACUAAUUGCUUUUUAGUUUAAAGAAUUAAAUGUUUCAAAGUGUAUCAUGACAUUUUCUCAGAGUAUGCAAGUGAAAUGCUGAAUCAUGAUAUCAUGUAGGUACUGUGUUUUUAUUUUAUUUUUAUUUUGUAAGCUACACUGUUAAUCUGUGUGUGUUUGUACUUGGUAUGAAUUUUGUUUACAGAUAAUUUGUUUAACUUUAUGGCCUUUGUUUUAUAUAUUUGUACAGGACUGCCUUGUUUUCCAGUAUUUGCAUUUUAAACAAUACAUUCUUUUGUAUAUACACAGUCUCCUUCAUUGCUGCCUACAGAGAGCCUUCUUGGAACUUUGUAGUGUCUUGCAGUAUUGUCAGGGGAAUGUUUUUAUGCAUAUUUAACAAUUAUUUUGGGAUCUUACAAAGCCAUUCAGAUUGUGUGACGCAAGGCAGGUCAUUGGCUUGGCUCCGCACAGCAAGCACCCUCAAUAUUGACCCUCGGCUUGCUAGUGAAUCUGUUCAUUUCAAAGCUUCUGCAUACCAAAUCCAAGCCUGGUUUUCCACUAUGAAUAUGUAUGUAUGUUUGCCCUAGGAGGGAGACUGGAUUGUGAAGUUACUGUUCAGUUCAGUUGCAUGAUUCAUUCUAGGUUGAGGCAAGGCCUUGCUUUUCUCCCCACUCUUAUACCUAAUCAUGUUGCAAGUGUCAUCUCAAUGUGGAAUGUAUAAAGGAUGUGUAAAACUAUACAUGCUCCUUGCAGUACUGUGCCCACCCCAAGAUGUUUUGAGGUAACUUAAUUGUAAUUGUAAUACAGCUAAUUGUAAAACAAAAUUGUAAUACAGCUAAUUGUAAAACAAAAUCUGCUGGCUUUCCUACAAAAUGUGUAUUUGAGUACCAGUGUGAUAUUUUUUUUUUAAAUAAUAAAGUUAGUAAAUUGUAUUGCACAAAUUAUAACUUUAAUAUAAGGCAAUAGGCUUUAAGUUAUGAUUUUAUUUUAAAAAGCUUAAUUAGAACUGCAUACUGAUGGUUGUAUUUUAUAAUCUUAACCAUUAGACAGAGCAAAUCUUGGCACCUUGCAGUAUGGAACAGGCAGUGAAUACUAAUAUACCAUUAACAGGUUUAUUCUGGUUUCAAUCUAGAAUUAAAACUUGCACCUAGAAAGUCUAAAUAACUAGCCAAUCCCUGUAAUGUACUCUUCUCCUCUGAGAACAAUUUUAAAAAAAACUGCUUGGGUGACCAAAGUUUACUUUAUUUGUGCACCAAAGCUUUUACUUUUAUGGGGGAAUUAAAAGGAUGAAUCUCAUUUCAUUGUUGCAAUACAUUUAAAUGUUCAACUAGAAUUUCAAUUCAUGGAGUGUGUAUUUUGCAAGAUAUCUGUAAAAAUGAUGGGUAAAAUGUAUAGGUAUUAAUGUAGUUGAAGUUGUUUGUCUUUUUGUUUGUGUGUUUUUAAUUAUUGGAUGGUUUUAAAUAAAAUAAUAAAUAAAUCUA
Molecule: messenger RNA, 2632 nt
Organism: Acipenser ruthenus (sterlet)
Lineage: Eukaryota; Metazoa; Chordata; Actinopteri; Acipenseriformes; Acipenseridae
Product: receptor expression-enhancing protein 3-like
Exons: 8
Coding region: 282-1064 (260 amino acids)
Biological process (GO): endoplasmic reticulum tubular network organization
Cellular component (GO): endoplasmic reticulum membrane; cytoplasmic microtubule; endoplasmic reticulum tubular network
Molecular function (GO): microtubule binding
Source: RefSeq, a predicted model, not a curated record